AUGGCGAGCGCCUCGUACCACAUUUCCAAUUUGCUGGAAAAAAUGACAUCCAGCGACAAGGACUUCAGGUUUAUGGCUACAAAUGAUUUGAUGACAGAACUGCAGAAAGAUUCCAUCAAGUUGGAUGAUGAUAGUGAAAGGAAAGUAGUGAAAAUGAUUUUGAAGUUACUGGAAGAUAAAAAUGGAGAGGUACAGAAUUUAGCUGUCAAAUGUCUUGGCCCCUUAGUGAGUAAAGUGAAAGAAUACCAAGUAGAGACAAUUGUAGAUACCCUCUGCACUAACAUGCUUUCUGAUAAAGAACAACUUCGAGAUAUUUCAAGUAUUGGCCUUAAAACAGUAAUUGGAGAACUUCCUCCAGCUUCCAGUGGCUCUGCAUUAGCUGCUAAUGUAUGUAAAAAGAUUACUGGACGUCUUACCAGUGCAAUAGCAAAGCAGGAAGAUGUCUCUGUUCAGCUAGAAGCUUUGGAUAUUAUGGCUGAUAUGUUGAGCAGGCAAGGAGGACUUCUUGUUAAUUUCCAUCCUUCAAUUCUGACCUGUCUGCUCCCCCAGUUGACCAGCCCUAGACUUGCAGUGAGGAAAAGAACCAUUAUUGCUCUUGGCCAUCUGGUUAUGAGCUGUGGAAAUAUAGUUUUUGUAGAUCUUAUUGAACAUCUGUUGUCAGAAUUGUCCAAAAAUGAUUCCAUGUCAACAACAAGGACCUACAUACAAUGUAUUGCCGCAAUUAGUAGGCAAGCUGGUCAUAGAAUAGGUGAAUACCUUGAGAAGAUAAUUCCUUUGGUGGUAAAAUUUUGUAAUGUAGAUGACGAUGAACUAAGAGAGUAUUGCAUUCAAGCCUUUGAGUCAUUUGUGAGAAGAUGUCCUAAGGAAGUAUAUCCUCAUGUUUCUACCAUUAUAAAUAUUUGUCUUAAAUAUCUUACCUAUGAUCCAAAUUAUAAUUAUGAUGAUGAAGAUGAAGAUGAAAAUGCCAUGGAUGCAGACGGUGGUGAUGAUGACGACCAAGGGAGUGACGACGAAUACAGUGAUGAUGACGACAUGAGCUGGAAAGUGAGACGUGCGGCCGCUAAGUGCUUGGAUGCUGUAGUUAGCACAAGGCAUGAAAUGCUUCCAGAAUUCUACAAGACUGUCUCUCCUGCACUGAUAUCGAGAUUUAAAGAGCGUGAAGAGAAUGUAAAGGCAGAUGUUUUUCAUGCAUACCUUUCUCUUUUGAAGCAAACUCGUCCUGUACAAAGUUGGCUGUGUGACCCUGAUGCUAUGGAGCAGGGAGAAACACCUCUGACAAUGCUUCAGAGUCAGGUUCCCAACAUUGUUAAAGCUCUGCACAAACAGAUGAAAGAAAAAAGUGUCAAGACCCGGCAGUGUUGUUUUAACAUGUUAACUGAACUGGUAAAUGUACUACCUGGAGCCCUAACGCAACACAUUCCUGUACUUGUACCAGGAAUCAUUUUCUCACUGAAUGAUAAAUCAAGUUCAUCAAAUUUGAAGAUUGAUGCUCUGUCGUGUCUGUAUGUAAUCCUCUGUAACCACUCUCCUCAAGUCUUCCAUCCUCACGUUCAGGCUUUGGUCCCUCCAGUGGUGGCUUGUGUCGGAGACCCAUUUUACAAGAUUACAUCUGAAGCACUUCUUGUUACCCAACAGCUUGUCAAAGUAAUUCGUCCUUUAGAUCAGCCUUCCUCGUUUGAUGCAACUCCUUAUAUCAAAGAUCUAUUUACCUGCACCAUUAAGAGGUUAAAAGCAGCCGACAUUGAUCAGGAAGUCAAGGAAAGGGCUAUUUCUUGUAUGGGGCAAAUUAUUUGCAACCUUGGAGACAAUUUGGGUUCUGAUUUGCCUAAUACGCUUCAGAUUUUCUUGGAGAGACUAAAGAAUGAAAUUACCCGGUUAACCACAGUGAAGGCGUUGACACUGAUUGCUGGGUCGCCUUUGAAGAUAGAUUUGAGGCCUGUCCUGGGAGAAGGGGUUCCUAUCCUUGCUUCAUUUCUCAGGAAAAACCAGAGAGCUUUGAAACUGGGUACCCUUUCUGCUCUAGAUAUUCUAAUUAAAAACUAUAGUGACAGCUUGACAGCUGCCAUGAUAGAUGCAGUUCUAGAUGAGCUCCCACCUCUUAUCAGCGAAAGCGAUAUGCAUGUUUCACAGAUGGCUAUCAGUUUUCUUACCACACUGGCGAAAGUGUAUCCCUCCUCCCUUUCAAAAAUAAGUGGAUCCAUUCUCAAUGAACUUAUUGGACUUGUGAGAUCACCUUUAUUGCAGGGGGGAGCUCUUAGCGCCAUGCUAGACUUUUUCCAAGCUCUGGUUGUCACUGGAACAAAUAAUCUAGGCUACAUGGAUUUGUUGCGCAUGCUGACUGGUCCAGUUUAUUCUCAGAGCACAGCUCUUACUCACAAGCAGUCUUACUAUUCUAUUGCCAAAUGUGUAGCUGCCCUUACUCGAGCAUGCCCUAAAGAAGGACCAGCCGUAGUAGGUCAAUUUAUUCAAGAUGUUAAGAACUCAAGGUCUACAGAUUCCAUUCGUCUCUUAGCUCUGCUUUCUCUUGGAGAAGUUGGGCAUCAUAUUGACUUAAGUGGACAGCUGGAACUAAAAUCUGUAAUAUUAGAAGCCUUUUCAUCUCCUAGUGAAGAAGUUAAAUCAGCCGCCUCCUAUGCACUAGGCAGCAUUAGCGUGGGCAACCUUCCUGAGUAUCUGCCAUUUGUCUUACAAGAAAUAACCAGUCAACCCAAAAGGCAGUAUCUUCUGCUUCAUUCCUUGAAGGAAAUUAUUAGCUCUGCAUCAGUGGUGGGCCUUAAACCAUAUGUUGAAAAUAUCUGGGCCUUAUUGCUAAAGCACUGUGAGUGUGCAGAAGAAGGAACCAGAAAUGUUGUUGCUGAAUGUCUAGGGAAACUCACUCUAAUUGAUCCAGAAACUCUCCUUCCACGGCUUAAGGGGUAUUUGAUAUCAGGCUCAUCGUAUGCCCGAAGCUCUGUGGUUACAGCUGUGAAGUUUACUAUUUCUGAUCAUCCGCAACCUAUUGAUCCAUUGUUAAAGAACUGCAUAGGUGAUUUCCUAAAAACACUGGAAGACCCAGAUUUGAAUGUAAGAAGAGUAGCCUUGGUCACAUUCAAUUCAGCAGCACAUAAUAAACCGUCAUUAAUAAGGGAUCUUCUAGAUACUGUUCUGCCACAUCUUUAUAAUGAAACAAAAGUUAGAAAGGAGCUUAUAAGAGAGGUAGAAAUGGGUCCAUUUAAGCAUACAGUUGAUGAUGGACUGGAUAUUAGAAAGGCAGCUUUUGAGUGUAUGUACACACUUUUAGACAGUUGUCUUGAUAGACUAGAUAUCUUUGAAUUUCUAAAUCAUGUUGAAGAUGGUUUGAAGGACCAUUAUGAUAUUAAGAUGCUCACAUUUUUAAUGUUGGUGAGACUCUCCACCCUUUGUCCAAGUGCAGUGCUACAGAGGUUGGACCGACUUGUUGAGCCAUUACGUGCCACAUGUACAACUAAGGUGAAAGCAAAUUCAGUAAAGCAGGAGUUUGAAAAGCAAGAUGAACUAAAGCGAUCUGCCAUGAGAGCAGUAGCAGCAUUGCUAACCAUUCCAGAAGCAGAGAAGAGUCCACUGAUGAGCGAAUUCCAGUCACAGAUCAGUUCUAACCCUGAGCUGGCGGCCAUCUUUGAAAGUAUCCAAAAAGAUUCAUCGUCUACUAACUUGGAAUCAAUGGACACUAGUUAG
Molecule: messenger RNA, 3693 nt
Organism: Puma concolor (puma)
Lineage: Eukaryota; Metazoa; Chordata; Mammalia; Carnivora; Felidae
Gene: CAND1
Product: cullin associated and neddylation dissociated 1
Biological process (GO): SCF complex assembly
Source: RefSeq, a predicted model, not a curated record